AUGGCAGAGCAUCUUGACUAUCAACAACGUAGUCGAGUACCUUCAUCAGCCCGGCCUCAUGAGGGUCUUCCAGGUUCAUUCCCUAGGACAAAUCGGUAUUCGCAUCACAGCGUCGCUCCCAGCACACGAAAUUGGGUGACAAGUACUCAGCAAAACCCUCCUGGCCCCCCUCCUCCACAACCAAUCAAUGUUCCUUCCCCAGUUCACGUCCCUCGACCGCUCCCGAUUCCCCGUGGCCAAGGCCCCCUUCAUGUUGUUAACAACCCAGAACCUAAAAAAAUGGACGACAGUAAACGACCAAUUGGAGAUGCUCAACCUCCUCUUUUCACACAACAGCCAACGACUUUCGAUCCCAGUUUUGGAGCUCUACGGCCUCGCAAAAGGAAAACUUUCGUUGGCGGAUUCGUUAGGAGGAUUCGAAAACUUCCAAAAACUGUUUUUGGAUAUGGUGCAGGAUCAGGCAAACCUGACUUGGGGAACACUGGGCCUCAUGCUACCUCAGACACAGGUACUGUAAGCAGCAUCACUGGAAUGAGCACUGGGAAUACUCUUCCCCUCUAUACUUCAAAUCCUACAACUCCUGUAGUUCCAGGCCAAGUACCUUCUAACUUGACUGGGUACCGCAGACCUCAGCCUCACAUGAUGACAUCGGAACCGACCAUUCCAGAGUCACCUCUUCCGUCCGUUGUUCGUCUAGAUGAUAACAGACGUCCCAAUCCAACUUUCAGAAUUUCGCCACCCUCUGCAGAAGUUGAGCCUCCCCAAAAUGCGCGACUUUUUGCAGCAGAUGGCGAACCUUUCCUCGAUCAUUCUGUGAGUGAUGGUCCUCCCACCAACUCUGCUGACAGAACGACGUUUCUGGUGUACAAUGAGCCAGAGACACAAUACCACUCCAGAAAUUCGCAUGCGCCUGGUCUUACUCCUCCACCAGUCGCGCGACAAAUCAGCAGUCCGGGACUUUCGUAUGUCAGUUCUGAGCCUUUGGCACCAAUCAGACCGACGUCAUUUCAUAGCACGCAUGCUCAUGUCCCUCCAGCCAUCGAGACACAUCAGACAACUUCAACCUCGGCGCCUGCGCCUGCGCCUCGCACAUCCUAUUCAUCUCAAGCCCCUACUCCUCGUGUUACUCCUCCGUCUCUAAUACCAGGUGCAGUCAACUCCUCGUCGGGCAAUGUUGUCCAAGACCAUUUGUUGGAUCUCCAGCCAAAAAGUCAGCCAAUUGAACCCACUCAGGUGACAGCUGAGGCUAUUCAGUCCCCAGUUAGCGUUCAUCCAAACCCAGCUGCGGAUUAUCUCAAAAUGUCGUUGUCCCCCGAACCUACCUCGAAUGGCACAUUGACUUCGGGCACCUCCUACUACGAUCCCUCUUUCUCAUCGGACUUGAACCCUGUCGAGAGGUUUUUCAAGGGUCUUUACAACAUGCCUUGGAUUUCGCAUAACCGCGUCACUGUUGAUUAUUUUCCUGGGGAAGGAUUAGGCAAGAUGAAGAAGAAGAAAUUUAGACCGGCCACAUCGUGGUACCAAUCCAUCUUAUCGAGGUCUAGACGAAGUAGCGCUUCUCUCGACCUGUUGAGUAGCGGGAUGAACAGUGAGGCGUCGCCACGGCAUAGCUUAGCGACGGGUGUGGCGCUUGCUCUGGGCUCACCGCUUUCUGGUUCUCGGCGCAGCAAGACGGCGUCUGACAGAAAUCGGAGCACUCACAGGUCCCGUCAUCAGUCAUCUUCUGGUCGACGCGACCGCCGCCACCAUCGGCACCACCAUACCAACAACGGCGAGAAAAAACGUCGCCACACUGCUACCACCAUGGACAGUACAGACACCGGCGUGAAUCCGAAGUACGCUGGGAUCAAAGGAACAAGUCCACUGAUCCCGUCUGCGUAUCCGUUCCAAUAUCCGCCAUAUCCGUAUCCAGCUUUCCCUACAUUCCCAAUGCCGUUGACUUUGCCAGCUUCAGCUCCUGGUGUCCUUUCUGGACAUGAUCCGAAUCAGCCUCCGCAAAUGGCAUUGCGCCCCGAAGACAGGCCUACUGUUCCACGUGGACCACGUGUUGAACAGCAACCUUUAUUGUAUGCACCGGCUGGGUACGCGUUGAAUUCGUACCAACCUGUGAUGCCGCCUCCUCAGUUCUAUGUUUUAUCAUCUCCACCUCAAGCCAACGCGUCUAAUCUGUUUCAUAACGCUGCCACGGUUUCGAAUAACAACGGAAAUUCCAGCGCUGGCGCUACUGCCUUAGCGUCCCAGGAACCCCAACAAACCUCCACCCACACCGGAGUGAUGUUCAUGCAGACUAUACCUGGGUCGUUCAGUUAA
Messenger RNA from Psilocybe cubensis, 2310 nucleotides. RefSeq lists its product as uncharacterized. Bases 1 to 2310 code for a protein of 769 amino acids. NCBI's taxonomy places the organism in Eukaryota, Fungi, Basidiomycota, Agaricomycetes, Agaricales, Agrocybaceae. The record is from RefSeq and is a predicted model, not a curated record. The transcript has a single exon.